Molecule: messenger RNA, 1077 nt
Organism: Drosophila pseudoobscura
Lineage: Eukaryota; Metazoa; Arthropoda; Insecta; Diptera; Drosophilidae
Exons: 2
Coding region: 458-883 (141 amino acids)
Source: RefSeq, a predicted model, not a curated record
AUUGUCUUAGUAGGGGCUUGGCUUGGUAUAGGUAGUGGGAAUGGGAAUCUGUUGAUCGAUUAAACUGGAUUGCAAAAUAUAUAUUUAGUCGCUCACGAAGGUGAUCUUCGAAGCGAUCUUCUAUGCAUAAAUCACGUGCCAGUGCCAGUGCCAGUGCCAGCCGCCGAAAACCGAAAAAUUAGUCGGAGGAACAGAGCAUGGAGAACGGAGAAUGGAGAACGGAGGGAGAAUGUCUAUGACUGGGCCCCGAACGCUGCUCGGACGGCUAGAAAUUUAUGUAAAUGCAUGGAUGGAAAUGGAGAUGGCAAUGGAGACCCUGAACUUGAAACGAGUCGAUGGAGGAGAAUGGCGGACGCAGACCCACCAGAGCAGCUCGCCUGUGCUCAGUCUGUUGUUGAGCCAAACGGAGAGCGGUCGAAGAUCGUGCUGAAAUCGAAAGAUAAUUCAUAGGGAAAACAUGUACAGGUCGUGCUUUUGGUUGCUGCUCGUCUCAAUGCUGGCCGUGGUUGGAGCCGGCACUCAGAGUCGGGAGUAUUUGCCUCGCCGCCAGCCUCAACCGUACUUCUACUCGACGCCAGCGCCAAGCACCAUGGCAGCACUACGGCGGAUUAUCCAAGGCCAUCUGCAACGCUUUCAGCUGGCGGACAGUCCGCAGUUCUCGCGGCGAGCCCUCAAUCAGCAGGCCAAAACGGAAGUGGGCUCCAAGAUGCAGUUGCUGGUCUACGUCCGCAUGCCCGCCGCCUCGGAGCACAUACUGGACUACGCCCUGCCACCGAAUACGCCGACACCAAAGAACUAUGCACAGAAUUUCCUGCCCGACGGCAAGGAUGUGGUACCCGGAAGCUCUUACAUACCGCUGCGAUUACUCUUGAUACGACGCUGAGUUGUUGUCGCGCUGUCGGCGGCGGCACCGUGUGUUGUUCAAACGAGUUCGGCAUCGGUAUCGGCUUCGGCUUCGGCUUCUGGGCUAUGGAAUGCCGUCGCGAAUCGCAGCGGAGGCAACCAGUAGAUGAGGCUAAUUUGUUUUAAUCUUACUGGUUCUUAUAGUAGUAUACAUAUAACUUAACGAUAUUUUAA